UUAACCCUCAAGAUAGAAAGCAUAUAGCUAGCUAGAGUGUCAAAAAAGAGAAAUGGCUCAUGAGAAUGAUGAAGAUGAUGAGAUUGAGCAACAUCUUAUUCGCAGGAUCAGUCAUGAGAUUGAAAAUCAAGGUGCUCGAGUAGAGCAAACCGAUCCAGUGAUCAAAGAAAUCAAGGGUGUGCUCGACAUUCUCAGAAAGAAAACCAACGAUAACCCAAAAUUAGUUGCAAAAGAAUGGCCAAGUUUAAGAAGAGAAAAUCUUUAUUACCUCAACAACUUGUUCACAGAAUGGCAAAUGACCAAAAACCUUGCAGCAACCUCACCCAUUAAGUCCGCGCCUGCAGGCGGUCAAGAUAUUAACAAAAGUGAUGAAAACAUCAAGAAAAACUUGAAGAAAAUGAGGAAAGAUCUUUCUGGUGACCACUCAGAAGGAUCUGUAACUCAGCGUCCUCGUAGUAUUGUUCUUGAUGAUGAGGAGGAAGAAGAACGGAGGAGGCAUCCUAUUUUCGAAAGACACAAAGGCGAUGUUUAUAGAUGGAGUUCAAGAUAUGGACCAAGGAAAGUUCAUGGUCUUGACCAUCUUGUCAUGGCAAUGGAGAGGGACCUUGUUAUGAGAAAUCUUGACGAGCCAUUCAAAGUGUUUGGGAUCACGGGUGUAGCCGGUAUAGGCAAAACAACACUUUGUCAGCAAAUUUUCAACCUCGAGUCAGUAAGGAAACACUUUUGUCCAAGGAUAUGGGUUUGUCUGUCUAGGCAGCCUAAAGACAGAGUCGAAUACAAAGAAGAAGUUGUUGCAAGGAUCUUGAAGUGUUUAGGAGUUGAAGACAAAAUCAUUGAAAAUGCGGAAAAGGGAACCGACGGGCUAAAGCGGCUGAUUCUGUUACUAAGGUUGCAGCUUACCGGAAGGCGAUAUCUGUUGGUUCUUGAUGACGCGUGGUGUGACAUCAAAGAUGACAAGUUCUUUUCGCACUUGACACAAAAAGAAAAAAUGGAUGAGAACUGGGGACAUGAGUUGGCAUAUGCAUUGCCAAAAGGGUGUGGCGGGACGAUUAUUUGUUCAAGCCGUUCGCAAAAUUUACUGAAAAGGAUGCUCGGGAAAGAAGCUAGUUUGACGGUUAUGAAGCGGCAAACGGACGCAAUCAUUGAUGAGAUAUUUAAAGACAAUGUGAAAGGAUAUGAUGAAGAUGAGAGGGAAUUCCCUGAGGAUCUGACACGUUUGAAAAAAGAGAUAUUGAAAAAAUGUGAUGGCAUUCCUUUGGCUGCUACAUUGCUUGCUAAAAUUGCCCGGGAAGGUCUCCCCGUUAAGCACUGACCGCCACCAACGACAACAGUUGCUGGUGGAGGUCAUGAGAGUAUAACUCCUGCUACUGAUGGUGGUGUGACGCGGCUUGACUAAAGACGUCAUGGCGUGUUCGGGCUGGGGUUUAUUAGCAAAACCCACUUAGUACAGAGGAAUAAUGAUCAGCCUUCAACUAGAUCCAAUUUAUCAGAUGGAUAUAAACGGAGGCUUAAUUACCAUACGGUUUUUCUUUUUGUGUGUUUUCUCUGUUUAAUGAAUACAGAAUAAUCAAAAUAGUUGUAUUAUUGGUUUGCUUUUUAGUGGUCAUGAAUCUAAUAUAU
Erigeron canadensis is the source of this 1620-nucleotide messenger RNA. RefSeq names its product probable disease resistance protein At5g45490. The record is from RefSeq and is a predicted model, not a curated record. The transcript has a single exon. Gene Ontology annotation, biological process: defense response to other organism. The coding region runs from base 53 to 1312 and encodes 419 amino acids. Lineage: Eukaryota; Viridiplantae; Streptophyta; Magnoliopsida; Asterales; Asteraceae. Gene Ontology annotation, molecular function: ADP binding.